Branchiostoma belcheri (Belcher's lancelet) is the source of this 2836-nucleotide messenger RNA. RefSeq lists its product as uncharacterized. The coding region runs from base 170 to 2347 and encodes 725 amino acids. The record is from RefSeq and is a predicted model, not a curated record. Lineage: Eukaryota; Metazoa; Chordata; Leptocardii; Amphioxiformes; Branchiostomatidae. The transcript is spliced from 15 exons. Gene Ontology annotation, biological process: proteolysis; regulation of store-operated calcium entry. Gene Ontology annotation, cellular component: endoplasmic reticulum membrane. Gene Ontology annotation, molecular function: calcium ion binding; serine-type endopeptidase activity.
UGAACUGAUAUGUAAACAGGCCAGGGGUCAUCAGAGGUUGAAGUAGUCAGAAACUCGUCAUUUGUCGUCCGGAAAAGAAGGUUUAAGAGUUUUCCGAGUGUUUUUUUCCUCAAAAACUGUUCGCACUAGAGUAUAAGAAGUUCUCAAGACGUUACUGAGUUGCUGUAAGAUGAAGCUAGGCGGCGAGGAGACGUCGGCGAUUCCGCUGGUCGCGGUGAUGAUGGUCAGUCUUGUAUCGCGACCGUCUCUGGCGUCGUCUUACGGUGGGGAACGUGUGUUGUUAGAAGAUGUGAAGGUGUUGACACUUUACAAUGGCCGGAUGACAAACUCGAGAAGAGCAGGACCAGUACCGCAGCUGAAAUGUGUGGGGGGUUCAGCAGGAUGUAGCAGCUUCGUGCCACAGGUGGUACAGUGUACCAACCAGGGGUCAGACGGAUAUGACAUACAGUGGGAGUGUAAGACAGACAUGGACAAUGCUUACAGGUUUGGGUACGUGGAGGUGUCCUGUGAGGGUUAUGACUAUCCUGAUGACCCCUACAUCCUCAGAGGCUCUUGUGGGCUGGAGUAUACUUUGGACUUCACCAAGGAAGGCUAUGAGAAACAGAACUCUGGAGGUGCUGGGUAUAGUCAUGACUACUACGGGGACGAGACCUCACACUACGGCUCCUACGGGGCUGGGCAGGGUUACCAUGGUUACAAGAAGACCUCCUGGUUUGGAGACCUGGUGUUCCUGGGGAUUGUGGCACUGGUCGGAUAUGCGAUAUAUCAGACCUGCAUAGCAUCACCACAUGAGGGAACCCCCUACCCUGACAGCGGGACUGGAUCAACCUACAGACCAGGGGGGCCCAGUGCCCCUCCCCCUCCUGGUUUCAGACAAGACUACAUGCCAGGUUCGAGUGGUUGUUCCUCGUCGUACGACAGUGGCUACACCGGUACUGGGACGUCCCACUCCCGGACUCAGCACACACAGCAGGGUACAGGGGGCGGCUUUGGGGGGUUCUGGGGCGGGGCAGCUACAGGGGGCCUUCUGGGAUACCUGUUCGGAAGUGGAAAUCGUGGAUAUGGCGGAUACGGUGGAUAUGGCGGAUACAACCACUACCCGCGGCACACGGCGUGGGGACCGCGCCGCACCGGUUGGUCCAGCUGGUUCGGACCGUCUACCGGCAGCUACAGGUCUACCGGCGGGUUCGGCGGAGGGGCGUUUGGCGGCGGCCGUGCUUCGUUUGGCGGUGGAAGUUCUGGUACCAGAACAGCAUCCGACAGUCUGAAACCCCCAUUCUUGCUUGGGGUCAGCUACAAGAUGGUUGUUCUACACGCGAAGACCGUGUUGCAUGCAGCGGUGGUUCUAUGCCUUGUACGGCGAGGUAUCGGAUGUAACUCGGGCGGAGGCGUGUCAGAAACAGAUGUUAACUACAACUGUCAGACGAACCCGUGUGUGAAUGGCGGGAUCUGCCAGGACUCCCCAACACAGUACACCUGCAUCUGUAACCAUGGUUACACCGGGGACACCUGUCAGCGAGCCGCCAGUACCGACAGCGGCCACUGUGGUUCCCCGGCCAUCAUGCCGAUGUUCCGGGGCGCGGAGAGCCGCACGGCGCUCGGCUGGGUGUCGGACGCCGAGGCCGUGGUGGGAGGCGAGCCGGCGUCUCCCGGCUCCUGGCCCUGGCAGGUGUCUCUCCAGCUUCGCGGGGGGCAUGUCUGCGGGGGGUCCAUCAUCUCCAACCGCUGGGUGGUGUCCGCGGCACACUGCUUCGCAGACUACCCUAACGCGGGAGACUGGAAGGCGGUGGUCGGGAACCAUGAGCUGAACACCUGGUUUUCAGGCUCAGGGGAGCAGACUAGGAACAUCAGGAGGAUCAUCGUACACAAACAAUACAACGUGGGCAUCAGACAUGAUUAUGACAUCGCCCUGCUGGAGUUGAGCAGCGCGGUGGUGUUGAGUACCCGGGUCAAACCGGUCUGUCUGCCAGAGGCCGGCCAGGAAGUGUCGGACGGGACCGACUGUGUCGUCACCGGCUUCGGCUACACACGAGAAGGAUCAGGAGCAAUAUCGGACACUCUACAGCAGGCCAAAGUCCCGACGGUGGCGCCCAGCACCUGUGCCAGCCAGAUGCGUCCCGCCACUAUCACUGCCAGAAUGAUGUGUGCUGGGUAUAACGAAGGAGGUGUAGACGCCUGUCAGGGUGACUCUGGCGGACCGCUGGUGUGUGAAGUAGAGGGUCGGUACGUGUUGAUAGGCGUGGUGAGCUGGGGGUACGGGUGCGCACGCGCCAACACUCCCGGAAUCUACGCUAAGGUGUCCGAAUUUUCCGGCUGGAUCAAAGACAAAAUACACGAGGUGCAAUAAGUACUGUUGUCGCUGUGUUUUACAUGAAUACAACCAUAACGUUUGGUAUGAUAGGAUAAUACAAGGUCCUAGUAUCAGGAAUAUAGCUGGGUACCGGAUGUGCUUUAUCAAACUGUGCGGUUUUUAACGUGUGUAAUAAAUUUAAAGAAUUGAUCUUACACUAAGGAACUUCGCCUACAAGCAUAGAGCUAGUAAUAAACUGGUGGCUUGAUACAACUCUGAAAAGUAAGUUACUCAGGAUUACAUGUACAAUACUGAUUUGUUAUGUAAUAAGUUAGGUUAUUGUUUUUAUGUAUCUAUUAACAUUAUGUAAAUGAAAAGAAAGGCCGAUAGAUAAUCCUACAAACCGAUCUUUUUUCAUGCGAUUCUAAAAAAAAUGUAUGACCACAGAAUAUCAUCGACUAAAUUGGUCUUAGGUUAGAGUUGCCUUCUGUACUACUUUAUGUAUAGUGAAAUUGCAUUGAAGGUGGAAUAAAUGAUUUAAAAAUA